AUGUGCGGGUCACGCCGUCGAUACGAUCCUCAUGGCAGCGGAGAUGGCGUGUUCGCCGGCGAUAGGGACGAAAGUGAGAACAGGCGUAGGAGCGCGUAUAGUAAAAUUACUGGCUGGCCGACAAUAGAAGCGCGGCAGAGGAAGCGAGCCACGUUGCGGCGGCAGCAGCAGCAGCAGCAGCAGCAGCAGCAGGCCAGAUUCAAACUCAUCCCCGUUCUGCCUUCGGCUGGCACCUGUGUCGACGCCGCGGACCUGCCGACUCCACGUCGCGGACUGCGUGGCUGCACGCCGAGCUUGGACCCUCCGCUGUCGAUCGCCCUCAGCAUCAAGACAGGCGCACCCACUCCGCUCGCCGCAUCCGUUGCAAAUGUGUCGAUUACCUCCCUCGCGCGCCAGUCCUCGGCACAGGCAGAGAUCGUUCAACACGAGGUCACAGCAGCAUGGAUGGGCCGACCAGGGCCGAAGGGAAUUGUCGAGAUGCCUUCGUUUGGAGUGCAACCAUCAUUCUGA
Moesziomyces antarcticus is the source of this 510-nucleotide messenger RNA. RefSeq lists its product as uncharacterized. Lineage: Eukaryota; Fungi; Basidiomycota; Ustilaginomycetes; Ustilaginales; Ustilaginaceae. Bases 1 to 510 code for a protein of 169 amino acids. The record is from RefSeq and is a predicted model, not a curated record. The transcript is spliced from 3 exons.